UUGUGACGCACUGCGUGACGCCCUGGUCAGAGUUCACGCUGGAGAAACAUGGCGGCCUCCAGAGGACCUGUGGUGUUAAAGACGGUGAAGAAAAUCGCUGUACAGUUUUGUCCUUUUGAAUCCAAUGUUCGCUCUACGCGAGACUUUCUCGUCUUGGUCGGAUCAGAAAAGGCCAAGACUACAAACAUGAACUGUGAAGUUAUAGCAGAAGUGAAACAUGAUGGGUCAGAGCCUGUGAUUGACAUCACGUUCACGGAUGGUGAAAGGUUAGUGAUGAAAGGAGGCAAGCUGACAAGCCAGGAGAUGCUUUCUGCUCUACAGACACGCUGCAUUGCUAAAGACCCUCAGUCUAAAGCCAUGGGGAAGAAGUAGAUGUGUAGUUGUUUAUGCUUUGUGUAUAUUUAUUAACUUUACAUUUAAUAAAAUUAUCUCAAAAUCUCAA
Tachysurus fulvidraco (yellow catfish) is the source of this 442-nucleotide messenger RNA. It is a transcript of the gene mrpl53, whose product is annotated as mitochondrial ribosomal protein L53. The transcript is spliced from 3 exons. Gene Ontology annotation, cellular component: mitochondrial large ribosomal subunit. The coding region runs from base 49 to 372 and encodes 107 amino acids. The record is from RefSeq and is a predicted model, not a curated record. NCBI's taxonomy places the organism in Eukaryota, Metazoa, Chordata, Actinopteri, Siluriformes, Bagridae.